Messenger RNA from Chenopodium quinoa (quinoa), 825 nucleotides. RefSeq lists its product as uncharacterized. The transcript has a single exon. The record is from RefSeq and is a predicted model, not a curated record. Lineage: Eukaryota; Viridiplantae; Streptophyta; Magnoliopsida; Caryophyllales; Amaranthaceae. Bases 1 to 825 code for a protein of 274 amino acids. Gene Ontology annotation, molecular function: nucleic acid binding.
AUGGCAGAAAUAGGUGAAGGGUUGUCUUUUGAUGUUGAUCAGCUUCUAACUGAAGAAGCACUGGCAGAGCUGUAUUGUGAUCAACAUGAAGCAAUGCAAGAUGAAGAUUUUGAGCAGGAUGAAUCAGAAAAUGAGAUGAUGCAAGAUGAACCAGAAGAAAUAACCAAUCAGCAGCAAGGCACACAAGCAGAUGAUGCAAACCAAGAGAGCCAACAUGAAACAGACCAUGGGACUCAAGGUGCCAGCAGAAAACAGCUGACUAUGCAACAGAGAAGGCAGAUUGUUGAUGCAACGCUCCUUACAAUGCAAGAUGGUCAGUUACCCAAGGGUCACAGGAAACAGUUAAGCAUCCAAUUCAGAGUUCAUAAGUCAACAAUCACCAGAAUCUUUAUUGACAUUAAAAAACAGAUGCCACAAGGGAAUAUGAUUGAUGUCAGGACUAAGAAGUUUGGCAGAACUGGUCCAAAGCCAAGGGAAUUUUCUGAUGAAUACCUACAAUCAGUCCCUCUGUAUCUUAGGCAGACAAAGAGAAGUUAUGCAGCUGCCCUAAAGAUUUCUCAUGUCACUCUCCACCAUUUGAAGAAAAAAGGGAGGCUGAGAACACACACAAGCAGUAACAAACCUGCCCUAACAUCAGACCACAAGGUUGCUAGACUCAAAUGGGUGAUGUCACAUAUAAAUCCAGUCACAGCAGAUGGGGACCCCACUUUUGUUGACAUGAACCAUGUCAUACACAUAGAUGAGAAAUGGUUCUUUCUCAAUCCUGACAAGAGAAGAUUUUAUCUCCUUCCAAGUGAGGAAGAUCCAUACAUGGCACAACAGUAA